Molecule: messenger RNA, 1108 nt
Organism: Branchiostoma belcheri (Belcher's lancelet)
Lineage: Eukaryota; Metazoa; Chordata; Leptocardii; Amphioxiformes; Branchiostomatidae
Exons: 7
Coding region: 80-1108 (342 amino acids)
Source: RefSeq, a predicted model, not a curated record
CGAGGCUACCGAUCAGUUGUGCAGAAGUGAUCAGAGGUGGGUAGGCUGUACCUGCUGCUCGGCAGCCUAGCGGGCAGCUAUGGAGGUGGCCAUAGGGAGGUGGGUGUCGAAUCCGCGGGACCAUGCCGCUGAAAUUAAGGUUUUCUUGCGGAGCCUUCCAGGCCUCAUCAAGGAUGACGUCCAAGCUAUCGGAAACUAUUGCUGCGCUCUGGAGAUAGCCUCUGGUUUGACGAUAGCGGAGUUGUUGGGACUUCUUGUCUCAACCGCAUUGGAUGUGAACCGCAUCAUUAAGACCAGUAACUUCUGCUCAACCACCACCAGCCUGGUACAGCGCAUGUGGGGGAUGACACCCGUCUCCAAGGAAACGGUCAUGUGCUUCUUUCAAGAUGUCGAAUUUACCGCCGUGGUCGCGGAGGAACGCAGCGCAGCGCUCCUUGCGGAUUGCCUGGAAAUGACACCUGGUGCCGGAUGGCAGAGGAUGUGCCAAGAGAUUGUUGACAUCAGGAGAAACUUUAUGACUUCUGUUAUACGGUACCAGUUCAUAACGAGUGCAGUUUUCUCCGCUCUGUCACUGUGGCAAUGUCGUCAAACUACAAACGAGCUGAGGGAAGUCAAGGACAAAAUAUCGACUGACUACGACAGGAAACUCACCAACAUCAAGUCCAGACUGGACAAGGCUGACAAGGAUUUCACAAGGAUUUUGGACAAAUUUGAGGAGGAGGAUCAGACAGAUCCUAUGAUGCUUCUGGACAUCAACAUGCUGACCUCUGACCUAGGAAACAUCCGCCAUGACCUCAAGUUGCUCCGCAGGGAUGUCAACAAGGACCGACGGGCCGUCUGUGGCCGUAGAAACAAACACCUGAUCGCCAUGAUUCCAUGUGCAGUUGGAGUAGCUGGUGCAGCAAUGAACCUCCCCCUAGCGUUCGCUGCCGGAGUUACAACAGGUUACAAAGCUCUGUCUGUGGCAGGGCUACUGUUGAACGGCGGGGCGUUAGCCGGGAAUGCCUACUGCGUAAAGAAGUGCCAGGACACCAUCUCUCUCAUAGACGAUAGGCUGAGCGCCAUCAAGGAUUAUGAAGACAGGUUGGGAAUAUUUUAUUUUAAAUAA